CUGUGUUAGCCGCGAAAUUCCCGUCUCUUCAUUUCAUUUUUUUGCCUUUUUUUAUACAGUUUCCUCAACGCAAACAUGGUUGCUGAAAAUGCUGUUUUAAUCAAGCAGGGAGCUGAAGCACGUGUGUUUCAUUUACCCACUUUUCUUACACAACCUGAAGGUUGCAUUGCCAAAGAGAGAUUUAAAAAGAGCUAUCGCCACCCUGAUCUCGACCAAUACUUAACUAGUCGACGUGUAGCUCAAGAAGCCCGUAGUUUGUAUAAAUGUAAGAAGGCAGGCAUGGAUACUCCCACUGUGUAUUUCAUCGACAUGGCCUCGGCAACCAUUUACAUGGAAAACAUUACGGGUGAAACUGUCAAACAACGACUGUUAGAAAAUCAAGAGAAUGAAUACAAAGAUGUCGAUACAGAAACCAUGGCAAAAAGAAUCGGCGUUUCACUAGCAAAGAUGCAUAGCUUGAACGUUAUUCAUGGUGAUCUGACCACAUCCAAUCUGAUGUUGAGAAAAGCCGGUGAUUCAGUGGUGGUCAUUGAUUUCGGUUUAAGUUUUGUUUCUUCCUUGAUUGAGGAUAAAGCAGUAGAUCUCUAUGUUUUGGAACGCGCAUUUUCAAGUACUCACCCCAAAACAGAAGCAUUGUUUGAAAAGGUCCUUGAACACUAUUUAAGUGUCUCUAGUCAGGCAAAGUUGAUUUUAUCCAAGUUAGAAGAUGUGAGAUUGAGAGGACGUAAGCGAAGUAUGGUUGGAUAAUAACCAAUAUUCAAUAAAGUGUAGUUACAUACAUUUUGUGUGAACGGAAUCCUCUUUUAGAGUGAUAUGAACAAAGUGAAUUAAAAAUAAGUAGAAUAUCAAUCUUUCAGUUAUUCUCUUCAAGUG
Mucor mucedo is the source of this 873-nucleotide messenger RNA. RefSeq names its product tp53rk protein-like protein. Gene Ontology annotation, biological process: protein phosphorylation. The coding region runs from base 76 to 747 and encodes 223 amino acids. The record is from RefSeq and is a predicted model, not a curated record. NCBI's taxonomy places the organism in Eukaryota, Fungi, Mucoromycota, Mucoromycetes, Mucorales, Mucoraceae. Gene Ontology annotation, cellular component: EKC/KEOPS complex; nucleus; cytosol. Gene Ontology annotation, molecular function: ATP binding; protein serine/threonine kinase activity. The transcript is spliced from 6 exons.